AUUAAAAGUUAACAUUUAAAAGAAAAAGAAAAAUUUAAAACAAAAUGGUGAACUUGUUUAUCUUUUACUUUUGUGAUGAAAGAAAAUGUUUUCAUUUGAAUUUCAGUUUUGUUGAUUAAAUUGUUAUUCUAUCAUUUGUGUGUGGGUGUUGAUUGUCAAUUCUAAUUAAAGCUUCUCAACUGUUAACUUGUUUCCACUUUAAUCAAUUACGUGAUUUGGAGCAAUUAAAAUUCAUCAUCUUGUGGUUUUCUCGCAACUGGUUAAACAAUUAUCAAUAAAUCAUUAAAAGUUGCUAACCAAUAAUGUAUAAUUCUUAUGGUGGUGGUGAGGCCGGUCUGAGUGGAGAAGGUCCAUUUGAUGCUUUCUCUGAGAAAUCGGUUCGACUUGCCUUUAUCCGGAAAGUCUAUGGAAUUGUGUGUUGUCAACUGAUUGUUACAAUGGCCUUUGUUGUCUCUUUCUCGGCCAGUGAAGGUGCCAAAGCUUUUGUGGCCCAGAAUAUUUGGCUCUCUUUCGUCGCACUUGGAGGCGCUCUCAUUUCCCUCAUAACCUUGGCCUGUUGUGGAGUCCACCGUACCUAUCCGGCUAACAUUGUCUGUCUGGGCAUCUUCACACUCUGUGAAUCAUUUAUGCUCGGCAUCAUUUCUGCCAGUAAAUCAGGUCCAAUUGUGAUGUACGCUGUUAUAGUGACCACCGUAAUUGUAAUUGGUCUGACAUUAUUUGCAUUCCAAACCAAAAUUGAUUUCACCAUGUAUUCUGGUAUUAUGUUUGUCGUUCUCAUGGUUUUCAUGCUUUUUGGUUUCAUCGCAAUGUUUUUCCCUGGCAGGAUAAUCACCUUAAUCUAUUCCGGAGUGGGAACUCUCAUAUUCUCCAUCUAUCUGGUCAUUGAUACCCAAAUGAUUGUCGGCGGAAGUCAUAAGCAGCAAUUCUCCCCCGAAGAUUAUAUCCUUGCAGCUAUUACCAUUUACACUGAUAUAAUCAACAUCUUCAUCUAUGUCCUACAGCUUCUUGAUAUGUUAUCAAGAGAUUAAUCAGACUGUCAAUUAACUUAAAUUUACUUUGAUCGCGUUGUCAUAGAGAAAUCAACCCCCAAUAUAAUUCACUGUGGACCAAAAAAUAUAUCAAAUGCAGAGAUAAAUGUUGGAUAAUUUGGAUCGGUUAUCAUUCAGUUUAAAUGUUCAUUGUGAAAAAAUGGUUGAUCUCAUCAAACUAUCGAGUGUCAAAAAUGUUUAUCUAAAAGUCUUUUUUUUUCAUGGUUCCUAUUUGAUUGUUUCUCUCAUCCAUUCCAUCAAUCUAUUCAUCAUUUUCCAUCGACAAUCAAUGGAAAUUAUCUCACAUUCUAUUCUGAUCUUGUCCAUUAUUCUUCUCAAACCAACUGUAAAUAUCGUUUUGCACCAAGAUUGAUAAAUAUGAUCCAUCAAAUAAACAAUUAAAAUCAAGAAUUAACAA
This is a messenger RNA of Panonychus citri (citrus red mite), 1446 nucleotides long. Its product is annotated as protein lifeguard 1-like. NCBI's taxonomy places the organism in Eukaryota, Metazoa, Arthropoda, Arachnida, Trombidiformes, Tetranychidae. The record is from RefSeq and is a predicted model, not a curated record. The transcript is spliced from 3 exons. Gene Ontology annotation, cellular component: membrane. The coding region runs from base 303 to 1028 and encodes 241 amino acids.